AUGUCUAAUGAUAAUAUGAAACUCUUGAACAUGAGCAUAGACGCAGUGCCACAGUGGCUCCGAGCAAUGUUGAAACUACAAUCACAACAAGAAACUCAUGCAAUUUCAAUAUCUACAGAAUUGAAUACAAAAGCGCUGAAAGAACACUUAGAUGCUUCUGCAUAUUUUAAUGCUUCUGAUCUCACUCUCUACUCAUCAUAA
Messenger RNA from Blastomyces dermatitidis ER-3, 201 nucleotides. RefSeq lists its product as uncharacterized. The coding region runs from base 1 to 201 and encodes 66 amino acids. The transcript has a single exon. The record is from RefSeq and is a predicted model, not a curated record. Lineage: Eukaryota; Fungi; Ascomycota; Eurotiomycetes; Onygenales; Ajellomycetaceae.